Glycine soja is the source of this 540-nucleotide messenger RNA. RefSeq lists its product as uncharacterized. Lineage: Eukaryota; Viridiplantae; Streptophyta; Magnoliopsida; Fabales; Fabaceae. Bases 55 to 369 code for a protein of 104 amino acids. The transcript has a single exon. The record is from RefSeq and is a predicted model, not a curated record.
GUUCAAAAUCCCUAGGAAGGCACAACCUUAGCCAACAACAAAGCAAAGCGAAGCAUGGGUUUACUGUGGUGGCGAAAGGGGAAUAAACCCCAACCCCAACUCCAAGCUAAGUCAUCGUCAAUUCCGAAGUCGAACGGCACAGACGCAACGAAACCCCUCACCGAGGCCCCAGGGAUGAACGGCGCCGUGGAGGUUCCCCGUCCCCCGAACACCACCGUCUCGAUUUUUGAGUUCGGCUCUGUCACCGCCUCCAACGACCAGGUCACGCUCGCCGGCUAUUGCCCCGUCUCCGAAGACCUCGAGCCCUGCCGCUGGGAGAUUCUCCCCGCCGUUCAGUCUAACGCCCCCCAGUUUCGCGUAGUCUUUUGAUACCCAACUUUUUAUCUCAUCCUUCGCCGCUUAUGGAAUGUACUUUUUGCUAUAAAACAUUCGAGUUUAAGGGAAAUUCGCAUUUUUCUUAUUGUUAAUGUUAUGUAUCUCUUUUCUUUUCGCCUGUUCAGUUUCUUACUCCCAAUAUAAGAUACUGUUAUGUUCCAUUAA